ACGUCCAGCUGUCACGCGUCAGCUGUGAGAGAGUGUCAAUGCGGGGAAGCCGCUGGAAUCGAUACAAAAAUGUCAAAAUUUAAUUCUCGCAUAAAACGACAUGUGGCGGCUGUUUCUUGCCCCAUGAUGAUACUAAUUGUUCCACAUAAAAAAUGUUCACAUUAUUGAACUUAGUAGACAUUAUAUGUAGUUGAAUUAGAAACGUGUGACUCGGAGUGAAAGUCUGACACUAUUUAUUAGCUUUACACCAUCACACGCUAGUAGUUGAAGUAAUGAAAUAUUAAUUAUGAAUCACCUUGGGGUAUAUCAAUUAUUACGUUUGUUCCAUCUGCUCCUACCAGCCAAAUGAAAGAAUAUUUAUUGAAUAAAGGUGAAAGUAGACUAAAGUACGAUCGCAUCACGAUAAAUAUCGGGUAUCUACGCAUCCCCGCUUAGAAAAACAAGUAAUUACUUGUCUCCCUUCGACGAUUAUGUUUGAUAAAUCAGAUUCAAUAAAUUCAUUAUAAAACAAUGGACUUCUUGAGCGCUGUGACAAUUGUGAUAUUGUCGUUUAUAUGCGGCGUCAUAUCGAUGUUGGCUCUGCAAUGGUACAUAUUCGUUAAAUACUUGGAAUCGGCGCCACUUGCCGAUCCUCCAGAAAAACCGACGCCUCAUGGACGUGCAGUUUUGCCUGAUGAACUUUUGGGUGAGGUUGAAAAUGAGAAAUCAAACUUUCACAACAGCAGCUUCACCCCCAGGCAGAGUCUUUCCCAAGGCAACGAGAACUUGGCUAUCAAUUUGACACUGCAAUUUCUAUUCAACGAGCUCAGAAGCGCAGAAAGAGUUCGCUCUUGGCUCUACAGGAAGCUUAACAACGAGUUCAAAGUACUGCUUACCAGGUCGACUACUGGCAAAUUUUUCGACAGCGUCCAAUUGCGAGAUCUUCACCUCGGCAAUCAAUUCCCGACAAUAAAAGGGUUGGAGGUGGCAGACGCAAAAAUUGACGCAGAUACAGGAUUAUUGGAGACCCUGGACUUGGGUUUGGAUCUUCAUUAUUGUGGGAAUUUCCAAUUGUCGAUCGAUGCUAAAAUGGUGCUGGGAAAGACGGCUUAUUUGUCAGUGCAAGUGAAACGAGUAACGGGAAGAGCUCGACUACAGUUUACGCGUGUCCCCUACACCCAUUGGUCUCUCAGCUUCUACUCUGAACCAAUUCUGGAAUUUGACGUACAGUCGCAGUUUCAGGGACGCCAGUUACAACCGCAAAUUAUAUCGCUGAUCACCGGCCAGAUACGGAGAGCAAUUCGUAAAAAACACACCCUUCCCAGAUACAAGAUGCGAUACAAGCCUUUCUUUCGCAGGCUCAAUGACGAGGAUGUUGAUUUGAUCGAAGAUUCAAACCGAAAGCUGAGUCCGGGAAACCUGGAAGUGACGCUUCUAGAAGUGAGUCGAUUAAACAUGAGCCCCAAUUCAUUUAAUACAGAUGAAAUGGAUCAAAUUGAAAUUUACUGCACAAUGAGCGUUGACGCGACGCCCUGGGUUUGCUUGACACAGUACAGCGGAGUAGCGUACAUGAUCUUAGAUUUGAUAAUCAGUAAGACUCCGCAUCAGCAACUCGGCGUCGUAUUCAGGCAGGACGUCAUACCUGAAAUUGGAAUCAACUGCGUUAUAGUAGAAACUAUCGUGGCGGGCAGUCCAGCAGCAAUUGGUGAAAUGCGGCGAGGCGACAUAUUGAUCGCUGUGGAUGGAAAGAAAGUGUUGAAUAUGAACCAGGUUGCGAAACUCGUCAAAGGCGCUGCGCAACGAAGGUUCAUUAUCAGGGUGGAGAGAAAAUAUGCUAAAGCAGAGAUGGAAAGACAAGGUUCCGUGAAAUCAGAACCCGAUAAAACAACGUUCGAUAAGGUUGGCAUUGAGAAGAAGGUCAGCAAGAAUGAUGUAUCGAAAACCGAAUUAACAGCUAGCGAGAAAAGCACCUCGGAUUCGAAAAACACGAAAUUUGAUACCCCGAUCAAAUUCUCUGAAUUAAAAGAAACUGACUUUGAGAUGUUGGACUUGGGCGAUGCCAGCAAACUAUCUACAAGGAAAGAAAGCACGACGCACAGCAGCGAGGAUACACCACAGACCCCCUCGUGUCCCGAAUCACCAUCUCGCAGAAUUUCUACGAUUUCCACCAUUUCCAAUCAAUCUUUGAUCACAAACAUCAGCCAAAUUUACUCGACUGACGAUGGCAGCGUUCAAAGCAUGACUGAUUUGUAUUACACGACAAAGGAGAAAAGCGUUGCGUCGCUAAUAUCUUUUGAGGAAACGCAUAACUUUCAAAUUGAUUCUGACCUUCAGUAUUUGAACCUGGGAGUUUGGGCUAGAGUAAAAGGCGGAGAUAAUCCUCCACUUCUCUUGGGGUACAUCAAUGCUCCCGUUAAACUGAUACUGGCGCAGUGCUCUAUGUCUACGAUCGGUCACUAUCUCAAAUGUUAUGCUCUACUUCCACCGGAUACUGGUUCUACAAUGACGUCGAACCUGAAAUUGCAAGGUUAUUCUGGAUUUGAUCCGACGCUCUGCUACGGAGAUGUAUUACUGUCUUUUACAUGGAACGUCACCCAAGGUCAGAAUCAAUUGAACGGCAGCGAGGCAGGCAGAAAGGAAAAUCCUGAGACAGCAAGAACCCCUCAAAUGAUAAACGUCGAAAGCGGGGACAAAAAAUUGCACGAUUUCAUAAGAACACAUUUCCACAGAGCGACACACUGCGACUUUUGUUCUAAAAAGAUCUGGCUUAAAGACGCUGUUCAGUGUCGGGAUUGUGGAUUGGUUUGUCACAAGAAAUGUGAAACAAGGUGCCAGACUUCUGGAGUUUGCGGUGCUGAUAGUCUCACAACUUUGGCUUUCGAGGCGGAUGAAAACGAGUCUAAUAUCGCUGCGGGAGACGGCGGACCCGAGAUAUCAUUCACCACGUGUGAGGACCAAGUUCAGGGCGCGGGGAUGAUGGGCGUGAAGGCCAGUAUAGCGAAUACGCUGUUUGGUCUGAAGAGAGCUGGAAGUGCGACUUGCCUGGCACCGCCGAUUUCUGGCAGCGGACUUGCCUCCAGAAGCCUCCCACCCAGCCCAUGCUCGUCUCGCAAGAGUUCUGUUGUUGGUGGACUGGGAAUAAGCACCAAUUUAUUGGAAGGAGCGGACCCGUCGAUAGUAGGGCCACUUUUGAGCGGAGACCUGGAUGACGGCUUGAUGUCCCGAGCGAAAGAUACGGGGAAAUGUCUCUAUGCAUAUCUGGAGCCUGAAGAACGAGUUGACAAAAUCAAUUCCAUGAUGAGCAAGUUGAAGACAGCACUCGAUGUCGAAACUACCUCUAGGCUGAAAUUAUCUCAUAGCGGAGAAGCGGGCAGUGCCAAAUUGAUCGCCCAAAGCGAUUCGAGAGUCCAAGCGCUGAGUGUUUUACUCCUACAUUAUUGCGCAGGUCUGCAACAUGCUCAGGAAGCUAUGGAUCGGCCAGAAGUUGAGAAGGAUCUUUAGUUUAAUUGAUCCUCGGUUUAGCCCAAUUAUAUAUUUAUUUAUAGAUAAGGAUUAUGAUAUUAAUAAUAAUGAAAAACACGAAGUCAAUAUAGAGCAAUUGCGAAUCAAUUGUUUUCGUCUAAAAAUAUUAAAGGUGUUAUUGAUCAGAAUUUCAAAGCAGAAUGUACUGAAACUUUGUAUGCAAAUAUUUAAAAAUUUCGUCGGUGACAGUCAGUGGAAUUCUUUAUUUCAUUCGACGUUUCAGUCGGGCCUGGCCGCCCAUCUUUAAUCUACAGAAAAUGUUACGAAAUGAAUAUAAAUUUCUAAACAAUAAUCACGGUGCGCAAGGCGUGGGCCAAUUGUUAGGUCAGAUCCACUUUUACAA
Diprion similis is the source of this 3844-nucleotide messenger RNA. RefSeq names its product PDZ domain-containing protein 8 (gene Pdzd8). NCBI's taxonomy places the organism in Eukaryota, Metazoa, Arthropoda, Insecta, Hymenoptera, Diprionidae. The transcript has 9 exons. Gene Ontology annotation, molecular function: protein binding; lipid binding. Gene Ontology annotation, biological process: mitochondrial calcium ion homeostasis. Bases 511 to 3480 code for a protein of 989 amino acids. The record is from RefSeq and is a predicted model, not a curated record. Gene Ontology annotation, cellular component: mitochondria-associated endoplasmic reticulum membrane contact site.